Messenger RNA from Phytomonas sp. Hart1, 1230 nucleotides. NCBI's taxonomy places the organism in Eukaryota, Euglenozoa, Kinetoplastea, Trypanosomatida, Trypanosomatidae. The record is from the annotation of a GenBank genome assembly.
AUGUCCAUAACACCCUUUCACUUUAGCUUUUCAGUCAGCAAUAGCGAUAUUCUAGCUGACAAGCUAUAUGGAGACUUGCAAAACCUACUUUCAAAAUGGGGUCUCCGUGUGGGGGCUGGAAACUGGCUUCUGAAAACUUUUAAUUAUCAGACCACAUCAAACGAUGUUGCCAAUGCGUGUGAUUUACCGCUAUCCGAUCCCCAAGAGGGGAUACAGGGACCCAUUAACAGGAACAGCUUGAACCCUACCUCGACGUCGGGUAGCUCGUCGUCUCCUUUGCACUUCGAUAAAAGUGCAGCUGGAGAUUUCUUAAAGAACUUUUUUUCUAGUCCAGUAGUUCAGGAUUCCUUACGGCAGGCUGGUUACUGUCAUCCUAAACACCCUUCAGAAGGGGAAUCAACAAAUUUGGUGGUGUCGGAGGUCGCCUAUACAUUAUUGUGCACAAAAUGGGUAAAUUUGGAUCAUCUGAUUGAUGCGCUUGUUCGUGUGAAGGCGGUACGUCGGGUGUUCGAUGGCGAUACGUUAAAAGGAAACGGCGCUAAUCCGAAUCGUUUUGAGACUACACGUCUGCCGAUCACCAAGCGUAUGGAGGAGAUGCUACCAAAUGAAAUGUUCAUCUCGGAUGAGGUGCGAGCAUUGUUUUUACAGGCUAAUACUCGCAAUGAGCAGCAUGUUAGCAGUUGUUCUGAUCAGCACUUUGCUGCCAACAAUGUAGUGGGGUGCGAAGACGAGGCAGAAGAGGACGAUGAGGAUGAUCCAUACUACGGUUUAAUGAUGGGGUCAUGUGGUGAUAACAAGUUUCCCAGGUGCACCUUGCGCACUGCAUAUACCGCGGAGGAUCGGCGGGAGUUUAUUUAUCACUUAGCAUGGCGCUUAGUAGCAGGAGGAGGCGCUAUGAAUCAGUUCGAAGAUGAUUUUGUUGUCUAUCGCGAUGCAGUGCGCGAGUUAUACCGUCGACUCAUAACCUCUAUUCAAAUUCAAAAGAGUGAUGAGUUAGGGAUUGCGUCUGACAAAGAUAAUUCUCGAAAGGUUGAUGAUCUCGAUAGUGUUCAAGGAGCUACGGUGAAAUACACACCGGAGGUUCUCUCUCAGGUUUUUCACGUUCACGAUGUGGAGCCACUGCGGCUGUUUCCACGUUCAGACGGCCGUAUUCCUAGCAAUCUCAACUACAGUUAUGUAAUCUUAAAUCCCCUCCAACAAACGGCAGUGUUGUGGUAUCACUGCAGCUGA